UCGCUGUGGAAGUUGGAGAAUGUCGUGUGUCAGUAUUAUAAUCAGUUCCUACGGCGAGCAGCUUUGUCGAAUGCACUAUUUAAAGUUAGUUUUUUCCGUUUUUGUUGCUUCGUUGUUUGAGGUUGUGUUGGACAGCUGCAGAGUUACAGUUACUAAGUUAGGCGGCGAGGUCGGAAACGUUGAAGUUUUACCUCACCCGGUGACCCGCCGGUGUCGCGGUCCACAUCGUGCUGGAACAACCAACCCGACUUAGUUUACACGUGUACACCUGCAAAAAUACGACAGUUUACACAGCGCACCUCUGAUAAAUUCGUCGUGCUACUCAUUUAAGGGCAGUAUUUUAUUGGGCUGUUCUCUUGUUCCUCCUUGUGAGCUGUUUGACUGCGGGCGCUCCUCACGUGCGCGCGUGUAAACAAGCAGACAUCUUGUCGCGAGACACCAGGCUCGCUCGCUCGCUCGCUCGCUUCCCGCGAAAGUGUGCGGCGGUGCGAUCGCGUGUCCUGACUGCGGCAAGUUUCCCGCUUUCAGUCUGGCGAAGUAAUGCGGACGUGCUGCUGAAGUUCGCCGGAGAUCGGGGACACGAUGAGGAGCCGCAGCAACUCGGGGGUGAAGCUUGACAACUACGUCCGGAUCGUCCAGCAGACGAUCCUGCGGCACCAGGACCCAGUGACAGGCCUGCUCCCAGCCAGCACGGACCAUCCCGAUGCGUGGGUACGGGACAAUGUGUACAGCAUCCUGGCUGUGUGGGCCCUCAGCCUGGCCUAUCGCAAGAACGCUGACCGAGAUGAAGACAAGGCCAAGGCCUACGAGCUGGAGCAGAGUGUUGUCAAACUCAUGCGAGGGAUCCUUCAAUGCGUGAUGAGACAGCUGGACAAAGUGGAACGGUUCAAGUACAGCAGAAAUACAAGUGACAGUCUCCACGCCAAGUACAACACACAGACUUGUGCUACAGUUGUGGGAGACAAUGACUGGGGCCACUUGCAAGUGGAUGCCACCUCACUAUACCUACUCUUCCUGGCACAGAUGACUGCUUCAGGCCUACAUAUUGUGUACACUCAAGAUGAAGUGGACGUGGUGCAGAAUCUCAUGUUCUACAUUGAAACUGCAUACAAAAUUGCUGACUAUGGCAUGUGGGAGCGAGGAGACAAAACAAAUCAGGGAAUUCCUGAGAUCAAUGCCAGCUCCAUAGGAAUUGCAAAGGCUGCCUUAGAAGCCUUGGAUGAGUUAAAUCUGUUUGGUGCCAAAGGAGGCCCAGGAUCAGUUGUGCAUGCCUUUGCUGAUGAUAUCCAGCACUGUCAGUCCAUCUUGAAUUCCAUGCUGCCAAGAGCAUCGACCUCCAAGGAAGUGGAUGCUGGACUCCUCUCCAUCAUCUCCUACCCAGCUUUUGCAGUGGAGGAUAUCAAUAUUGUCAACAUAACUAAGGAAGAGAUCAUCUCAAAGCUGCAGGGUCGCUAUGGAUGUUGCCGCUUCCUCAGAGAUGGUCACAAAACUCCAAAAGAGGACCCAAACAGACUGUACUACGAGUCAGCUGAGCUUAAGCUGUUUGAGAACAUUGAGUGUGAAUGGCCACUCUUCUGGACCUACCUCAUCCUGGAUGGGAUCUUUAUCAACAGUCCAGAACAAGUCCAGGAGUACCGGGAUGCCUUGGAAGGAAUCCUUAUUAAGGCGAAGGAUGGGAUUCGCCUGCUGCCAGAGCUUUACAGCGUGCCCCCUGACCGGGUGGAUGAAGAGUAUGUCAAUCCUCAUUCGGUGGACAGGAUUCCCAUGGGCAAGUGUCCUCUAAAGUGGGGGCAGUCCCUCUAUGUCCUGGGCAAUCUCCUGGCUGAGGGUUUUCUAGCCCCCGGUGAAAUUGACCCCUUAAACCGACGGUUUUCCACCAUCCCUAAACCUGAUGUGGAGGUACAAGUGUGCAUUCUGGCUGAGACAGAGGGGAUCAAGGAGCUGCUACAGAAACACGGAAUUGACGUAGAAACGGUUUCAGACAUCUACCCUAUUCGUGUCCAGCCCUCCAGAGUUCUGAGUCACAUCUACGCCAGAUUAGGACGCAACCAGAGACUGGGUCUGACUGGUAGGCCGUACCGCCGAAUUGGCGUGCUGGGAACCUCUAAGCUUUAUUUAAUCCGCAACAACAUCUUCUCCUUCACUCCCCAGUUCAUCGACCAUCAGCAGUUUUACCUGUCUCUGGAUAAUCGCAUGAUGGUGGAGUUACUCCGCACUGACCUUGCUUACCUAUCAUCCCGCUGGAGAAUGACUGGCCGACCCACAGUCACCUUCCCCAUCUCUCAGACCAUGCUGACGGAAGACCACUCAGACCUAGACCCUGCAGUGCUAGCUACCUUGAAGAAGCUCCAGGAUGGCUACUUUGGCGGAGCCAGGAUACAGACAGGGAAGUUGUCCGAGUUCUUGACCACUUCCUGCUUUGCUCACCUGAGCUUCAUGAAUGGUGGUAAGCAGAGUGCAGGUGCUGAGAGCGAUGAAGAGGAUGACACCUCCUGCUUGGCUGGAGGAGCUGUGCGUGACUUUCACUUUGAUGAUGAGACAGAUGACCUUUCUCAAUACCUGGACCAGCUGCUUACUUCUGCUGUACCCAAGUCAAGUGUGAAGUGCAAAGCAGUCACCAAGGGGGGUCUCGGGCGGUUCCGUGCAGCUGCCACCAAGACCCGUGAGAUGGUUUCCCUGGUGCACAAGGCUCAGGAGCUUAACAUCCACAAUGUGCACAUGUACCUCCCUACCAAGCUGUUCUGCACCCGCCAGCCUUCGCUGAACCUGAUGCAGAGUCCAGGGACUGUCAACAAUAUGGACCAACAUGUGGUGCCAUCUGAAUGUCACCUGCCUCGAGAUGCAUCUGGAUCCAUUGACUACCAUGCACUGGUACAGCUGCUAAAAGACAUGGACAGCCUACAGGACCAAGCAGACAUCCUUUAUAUCCUCUACAGAGACAAGGGCAUGGACUGGGACACCCAUCUGCAAGGCCAGGGCCCCACAGUGGGAGCCCUGAUGACAGACCUGUAUCAGCGAGCUGGUGACCUACGUCAGUGGGGUCUGGUGCGCAUGAUCUGCGGCAUGCUGAGAAAGAAGGUGGAGGAGCUGGACGAGGCCUGUUCCGAUUUGCUAGCCCAUCAGAAGCACCUCACUGUGGGGCUCCCCCCUGAACCUCGAGAGAAGACCAUUUCUGCCCCAAUGCCCCCAGACCAACUCGCCAAGCUGAUUGAUGAAGCCAGCGAGAACAACAUUACGGUCGCCAUCCUCACCCAGGAAAUUAUGGUUUUCCUAGCCAUGAUUAUUCGUACUCAGCCCAAGCUCUUUAGUGAGAUGUUCCGCCUUCGCAUCGGCCUCAUCAUCCAGGUCAUGGCCACAGAACUUGCUCAGUCCCUCAACUGUUCAGGAGAGGAGGCCACAGAAAGCCUUAUGAGCCUGAGCCCCUCAGAGCUAAAGGACCUCCUCCACCACAUCUUCAGUGGGAAGGAGUUUGGGGUCCAGAGGAGUGUGCGGUCCAUCGAGUCUGGUAUUAGCCCAGCUAUCUCCAUCCAUGAGAUGGGUAAUGUGGGGGCCACCAAGACUGAAAGGGCAGGCAUCACCAAGCUGAAGAGCAACAUAAAGAUGAUGGAUGCACGCAGGUCAUCCUGGUCGGACCAGAGUCAGACUUUGCCUCAACAUUCUUUUGACAUGGAGAACAUUGAGUAUGGGAAGUACAGGUUUCCAUUAGCGGAGUCCUUUGACGCAUCCCCCACCAUGCAGAUGCCCCGGGACAGCCGUCAAGGGCAGUGGCUGCGUCGGAGACGCCUAGAUGGUGCACUCAACAGGGUACCAGUGGGCUUCUACCAGAAGGUGUGGAAGAUCUUGCAGAAGUGCCAUGGACUUUCCAUUGAGGGGUUUGUCCUUCCAUCCUCAACCACACGUGAGAUGACCCCAGGUGAGAUUAAGUUUGCGGUGCACGUCGAGACUGUGUUGAACCGCGUUCCACAGCCUGAAUACCGGCAGCUCCUGGUGGAGGCCAUCUUGGUUCUGACCAUGUUGGCCGAUAUUGACAUACCAAGCAUUGGCAGUAUUGUCCAUGUGGAGAAGAUUGUCCACAUUGCCAAUGACAUGUUCUACAAGGACCAGAAAGACCUCGGGGCAGAAGAAAGCCUUCUCGAGAGAGAUCCCACCAACGGAAUCUGCAAGCUGCUCUAUGACAGCGCACCCAGUGGCCGCUUUGGCACCAUGACCUACCUCACCAGGGCUGUGGCCACCUACACCCAUGACUUCCUGCCUGUUGGGUCAUGUGCUGUGCAGUGAGCCAUGGCAAGCAGUCAGGUGGCCCCUGCCACACAAUAAUCUGUGUAAUCCAGUCAGACCUCGAACCCAGCCUGGGUUCUGUUAGGGGUCAAGGUUAUGGCUCCUUGUCCAGGCAGCUUCUCUAGCCUUAAAUAAGAAAUCAGUAUUGCGUGCAGCUGUAUUCUAUGAAAAUGUGUACUAGCAAUGGCAAUGAUACUUCACUUCCUGAUCACAACAGUAUGUUUAGUCAGAGUUAAAAUUACAAUAUGAAGUUUAUGCAUAUAUGAGUAGCUUGUACUGACUGUAAGUAAUUUGUAUUUACUUUCCUGUUUCUGCAAACAGAACUCACUGCGGGCCUUAUUUUAUUGUAAAUGUUAGUGUUUUAACCUCUGCAUUUUUCAACUAAUGUUACAGAUUGAAAAACGGUUCAGAAUUUUUUCACAGGAUACUGCAAGUUGAGUAAUCUUUUCUUUUAAAUAAGCUUAUGAUGAGAAUAUUCUUCAAAUAUAUAAUAUGUACAAACAUAUAAUGUAUUUGAAUAUUAUU
This is a messenger RNA of Scleropages formosus (Asian bonytongue), 4803 nucleotides long. RefSeq names its product phosphorylase kinase, alpha 1a (muscle) (gene phka1a). Gene Ontology annotation, biological process: glycogen metabolic process. Bases 583 to 4278 code for a protein of 1231 amino acids. Gene Ontology annotation, cellular component: phosphorylase kinase complex. The transcript has 33 exons. Gene Ontology annotation, molecular function: calmodulin binding. The record is from RefSeq and is a predicted model, not a curated record. NCBI's taxonomy places the organism in Eukaryota, Metazoa, Chordata, Actinopteri, Osteoglossiformes, Osteoglossidae.